Messenger RNA from Pelagomonas calceolata, 1893 nucleotides. Lineage: Eukaryota; Pelagophyceae; Pelagomonadales; Pelagomonadaceae. The record is from the annotation of a GenBank genome assembly.
UCAAAGUGCAAGCAGCUUUGUUACCGCGCACGAGUGCACUGGCUGCGGAUUAGUGGGUUUGAACGGCUGCAUUUUAUACCACAAUUCGGUGUACGCGUCGAAAUGCGCAGCGUCGCACGCCUCCGACGCGCCAGAGCACCACAUGUGAGGAGGCGCUUCAGAGACGGCGCGGGCGUCGACGCCUACGUCCAGCCCCAGGCCGUCGAUGCGAGCAAGCCGAACCGGUAUAGUGCGACGCUGACGGCCCACGCGAGAAGGGGCGGCGCCCAGGCCAUGCUCGUGCCGUGCGGCGUCGACAGCGAGAAGCUCGCGCAGCCGCAGAUUGGUGUGGCAUCUAUAUGGUGGGAGGGCAAUCCUUGUAAUAUGCACUUGUUGGAUCUGUCAGAACUUGUGAAGACUUCCCUGGAGCAGCAGGAUCUCGUAGCGCUACGGUACAACGCGGUGGGCGUCUCCGACGCGAUCUCCAUGGGCACGGGGGGGAUGCGCUACUCGUUGCAGUCCAGGGACCUCAUAGCGGACAGUGUGGAGACCGUCGCCGCCGCACAAUUUUAUGAUGGUGUCGUCACGAUCGCGGGCUGUGAUAAAAAUAUGCCGGGUUGUGUGAUGGGCAUGGGUAGGUUGAAUAGGCCCUCACUGAUGAUUUAUGGCGGGAGUAUCAGGAGGGGUAAGUUACCCUCGGACGGGCGGAAGAUCAACAUCGUCGACGCGUUCGAAGGUUAUGGUAAGCUUGUGGCUGGUACGAUCACACCGCAGGAACGCGCCGAAACUAUUCAAUGCGCCUGUCCCGGGGCCGGUGCGUGUGGCGGCAUGUACACGGCGAACACCAUGGGGACACUCACGGAGGCCAUGGGGCUGUCGUUACCUUACUCCGCGUGUACGCCGGCCGACGCGAAGGCCGCAGAAUGUGCCGCCGUCGGUGCUGUGAUCAAGCAUAUGGUCGAGAUCGAUCUCAAACCGAGAGACAUCCUCACGAAAAAAUCGUUGCACAACGCCAUCGCCGUCGCUUCCUGUGUGGGUGGCUCGACGAACGCGGUACUCCACUUACUAGCUAUAGCUAGGGCGUUCGGCGUCGACGAUUUCGGGUAUGAAGAUUUCGAGACAGUAAGACGAAAAGCCCCAGUCCUGUGCGACAUGAAGCCCUGGGGGGCCAAUCUCAUGGAAGACUUGCACGAUGUGGGUGGGGUGCCCGGGGUGUUGAAACGCAUGCUGAGCGACGGGAUUCUGCCGCAUCCCGAAGCCUUGACGGUGUCGGGCCAGUCACUAGGUGAUGUCUUGGACCAGUGUGCGCCGCUGCACGCAGAUCAAAAUAUCAUGAGGGCUUUAAACGAUCCGAUCAAGGCCGAGGGCCACUUGACGGUGUUGCAUGGUUCUCUAGCUCCAGACGGCGCCGUGGGGAAAAUAACGGGCAAGGAGGGCAUGGUCUUCGAGGGCCCCGCACUGGUCUACGACUCCGAGCCGGAGAUGUUGGAUGGACUCGACGCGGGCGAGAUCACGCCCGGCGUCGUGAUUGUCAUAAGGUAUAGCGGUCCGAAGGGCGGGCCGGGCAUGCCCGAGAUGCUUACACCUACCUCCGCUUUGGUGGGGGCUGGUUUAUCUACCUCUGUGGCGCUGCUGACGGAUGGACGGUUCUCGGGCGGCACGCACGGUUUCUGUAUUGGUCAUGUCGCACCAGAAGCGGUGGAAGGAGGACCCAUCGCCUUCGUGAAGACGGGCGACCGUUUAAUAAUAGACGCGGCGAACCGGCGCAUCGACCACGACAUCUCCGACGCCGAGCUCGCGCGGCGGAAGGAGGGGUGGGCGCCGCCGCCGCCGCGCGUGACGCGCGGCGUGCUGGCGAACUACUACAAGUCCGUCGCGUCGCCGAAGCACGGGUGCGUGACGGAUAUGAUUUAA